Molecule: messenger RNA, 736 nt
Organism: Tripterygium wilfordii
Lineage: Eukaryota; Viridiplantae; Streptophyta; Magnoliopsida; Celastrales; Celastraceae
Product: 50S ribosomal protein 5 alpha, chloroplastic-like
Exons: 2
Coding region: 142-582 (146 amino acids)
Source: RefSeq, a predicted model, not a curated record
AAACCACAAAGUCCAUAAGAACUGAUUGGGCCCCUGGCUCGCAGAGGAGAUUGUUCCAUGGGCUUGUCCGAUCAAACCAAUCCAAUCUCCGAACCGCCGGAAAUGAUUUGUGCUAGAGACCAAAGAUAAGAGUGCAAACAAAUGUCUGUCCACUGCUUCAAUUCUAUUCCCUUCCUCUCUUCACAACCUUUUCCAUCGUCUUCACUCUCCAUCACCGCAACCCCAAUUUCUAGGUUGCACUUGAGGCCCAUCGGUCAGAACCCAACAUCUUUCGAUGGAUUUCAAUAUUUUGUGUCCCUUAAUGUUAGAAAAACUGGGGAAGUAAUUGUCAGAGCUUCAUCUGAGACCGAUGAAACUGGUCCCAAAGAUGGUGUUGAACCUCCUUCAGAUAACAAAGAAGAGUCUGUUCCAAUUGACAAACUUCCCUUAGAGUUGAAGUUGCAGGAGAGGAUGAAGCAGAAAAUGAAGAUGAAGAUGGCAAAGAAGAUAAGGCUCCGCAGAAAGCGGCUUGUUCGCAAGCGAAGGCUGAGGAAGAAGGGCCGAUGGCCUCCUUCAAAGAUGAAGAAAUUGAAAAAUGUCUAACCUUUGCCUCAAGUCAGCAGGUUAAGUGCUGAGCUUUGUCUCUCUUGUCCUUUUGAUUUGUUUAUUGUAAGUUGCAAGAAUGGAUAUACUGGCAUUGGUAACCAGAUGGAACAAUGAACUAGAUGUUAUUUGGUGCUUUUCUUUGUUUCCCUGA